AUGGUUGAGUACUUUAAUGACCAAUAUGCUGCUCUUACUGAGGUUGCUGUUGCUGCAUCUACCACGACCAUUGUGGCUGCUAGGGUUCGUGGAGAGAGAGCUUUACAGUAUCAAGAAUUCAACAAUACGAAGCCUCCGGUGUUCAAUGGGGUUCAGGAUCCAAUCAUUGCUAUGAGUACGCUUGUGGAGUUACAGGAGGCCGCUAGGAGGCAGGAGAUAGAGUUAGAGCUCCAGAAGAGGGAGCAGAGGCAGGAUCCGAUGCAGUCGCAACCUAAAGCGAAGCGGUUCAAGGCUGCUGAUGUGAGAUUUGGGAGUCAGAGGAGCUGCACUUGUGUCAAGUGCGGCAAGGUUCAUGAGGGUUCUUGUCGAUCUUUGUUUGGGUGCCACAAAUAUGGCAAGGAUGGGCAUUAUGCCAAGGAUUGUCGCCAGCAGGAGCAGGCUCCAGCGCUAGCUACUUUUAGGAUCACCGAUGGGCAUCAUGGUAUGGCGGAGCCCUCGAGGGCUCGAGGUCGCGCUUUUCAGCUUACGGUAGUGGAGGCCAAGGUGGCGCCAAACAUCGUUACUGGAAACGGUGGCUGGAUAAAAGAAAAACCAGAAGAAGAUCCCGAGGAAGUGUUCAAGGAGGAACCCGAGGAAUACCCCGAAGAAGAAGAAAUCGAAGAAGAAGAAGAAAUUGACGAAGAAGAACUUGAAGAAGAAUUGGAGGACGAAGAAGAUGAGGAGGAGCCAGAGGAGGAACCAGAGGUCAUCCAUCCUCCUUACAUAGCUAGGGUGCCCGCGAACCGUUUUGGCUACAACGGGCCUGAGCCCCAUUAG
Molecule: messenger RNA, 816 nt
Organism: Lactuca sativa (garden lettuce)
Lineage: Eukaryota; Viridiplantae; Streptophyta; Magnoliopsida; Asterales; Asteraceae
Source: RefSeq, a predicted model, not a curated record